Molecule: messenger RNA, 2560 nt
Organism: Homalodisca vitripennis (glassy-winged sharpshooter)
Lineage: Eukaryota; Metazoa; Arthropoda; Insecta; Hemiptera; Cicadellidae
Product: putative inorganic phosphate cotransporter
Exons: 8
Coding region: 1393-2505 (370 amino acids)
Biological process (GO): monoatomic anion transport; transmembrane transport
Cellular component (GO): plasma membrane
Molecular function (GO): transmembrane transporter activity
Source: RefSeq, a predicted model, not a curated record
CAACCAAAUGGCUAUUUACCUAUUUCCAUCUAUCAAUCUAUUUUUCUUGUUAUCUAUUUGAUUUUUAGUAACUACACAUCUCUAUCAAGUUAUAUAAUGUCUAUGCCGUACAAACUCUGUUUAAUUUGUUAUAAAUGGUUACCUUAAUAAUAAAUGACAAUCUCCAAUGAAAUUUUUUUCCAUAAACUACAGCUUCCAAAAUUGCACGUACAUAGGUUUACUUCUAAUUAUUAGGCUUUUGGUUUUAAAACUUGGCGUACACAGUUGAAUCGUGUCCUCCAUUAGUCUGAAAUGAUUCUUCAGUUGUGAGCUGGAUAUAAUACAGUUUUGAUAUUGAGUCUCACUGACCAGCCUUGUAUGUAAAAUAUAUAGACCAGAUUAAUUUUUAUUUCUAUCUAGGCGUGGCACAUUCUGACAGCCAAUCCUCAAAUGUAAUGUUAUGGGGUAUUGAAUACAUUUAUUAAUCUGUGAUUUAAAUAUCACAUGGGGAGAGCUGAAAUGCAUAGGAGAUGACACCAUUUGACAUAUAGUGAGUACAAUACAGAUUAAUACACAGAUUAAUUUAAAUUUUAAUAAAUAACUGUUUUAAGACAACAAGCUGUAAUUUGAUAUAAUGAAAUUGGAAACCCUUUUUGUUAUUUCGUAAUUUUCUAAAAUUACUUUGGUACGUCCUUACGAAACUAAAAAACAGAACGUGAGCUACAACCUCAUGCCUCAUUCUAACACUGAGCUUUUAUUAAGUAAGACUCCAUUUCUUGCUUGGGUAUCAGAACUGGUCACGUUAUCUCUCAAGAGUCUGUGUCAUCGGGUAGUGGGAAGAUUGGGCAUAGGGUAAGUGGAAACGUUUCUUACAAUUUGACUAGUAUUCUACUAUUUAAACAUUGAUAUAGGUCAAUAAGUGGUUCAUGAUUUUAGUAACUACUGCUGAAAUUCCAGAGAAUAGCUAGAAGUAACAGUUAGUGUCCUUUAUAUUGUAUUUACACCUUAUAUUUUGUUGGGCUUUGAUCAUCAAAUUCUGAAAUUUAAUUGAAUUUUAUAUGGAAGUUGUUUAUUUUGAGUUAGAUUGUUCAAAGCUUUCCUUAAAUCCGUAGGCAAUACUAUAUAACUAAGGCAGAAACAUGUGUAUUCAUUUAUUUUUAAGUAGAUCUUCCGGAUCUUCAGUUAUAGGAAAAAGACAUUGGCAAGCCUUGAUGACAUUUCUGAGCCUGGUGAUCGCCUACUCUAUGAGAGUCAACCUGUCUGUAGGGAUCGUGGCCAUGACUGACAAUACAGAAGCCAAUCACCACAUACCGGUAAUAUCUUCAGGUAUUACCGUGGGAUAGUUCCACAAAAGGCAUCAUCUUGAGUUCCUUUUUCUGGGGAUAUUUAAUCCUGCAGAUCCCAGCCGGUCUGAUGUCCCGCAAGUUUGGCCCUAAAUACCUGCUGUUCUGGGCUACAAUCGUCUGUUCUGUUCUCACUCUUCUUGUUCCAUAUAUUGCCGAGAACUUCAGCUGGGUAAUAUUAUGUAUGACCAGAGUGGCCAUGGGUCUUGUUCAGGGGGCUUUCUAUCCAUGCGUCAACGCCCAUACUUCAAAGUGGGCCCCUCCCCUGGAGAAAAGCAGGAUAUUCUCGUUUGUGUUCAUAGGCACACAAUUCGGUACCUUUCUCACAAUGCCCAUAGCCGGGUACCUGGCCGCCAGUCCGUGGGGCUGGCCCAGUAUCUUCUACUGUACCGGACUGUGCGGUGUAUUGUGGUCUGUGGCCUGGCUGUUUGUAGGCGCCGACUCUCCGGACUGCCACCCCACCAUCAGCGACGGAGAGCGUCACUAUAUAGUUUCUUCACUAUCACAAGUUUCUACUGAAAAUAGUCACUUUACGACUCCAUGGAAGUCUAUUAUGACGUCAGUACCUGUUUUGGCUCUUAUCACCGUACACUUCUGCCAGAACUGGGGCUACUGGAUGCUUCUCACACAGCUACCAAACUACCUAAGUCACGUUCUUCGUUUUGACUUGAAAAGUAAUGGGCUCAUAUCUUCUCUUCCUUACUUGAUCAUGUGUCUACUGACUUUUGUAUUUUCCUGGGCUGCAGACUACAUCAACGCCAGACGUAUCCUGCCACUUAGCGCAUCCAGGAAGAUAUGGAACAGUUUAGCCCACUGCGGAGGUGCGGCUGCUCUUGUGGGAAUGUCGUUCAUCUCUAGCAGUGUCACUGGAGCUGUAGUUCUUCUCACCACAUCGGUGUCCCUAGGAGCUGGCAUCUAUAUGGGGUACCUGGCAACCGCCCUUGAUCUUUCCCCAAACUUCUCAGGUGUUCUUAUGGGUAUCGUCAACUGUCUGGGCAACAUUUCAUCUUUCCUCGCUCCGAUGGUUACUGGUUUCAUAGUCAAAGACGAGGCCAGUAGAGACGAGUGGAUGAUUGCUUUUUACAUCUCCGCAGGUAUAUUCUUCGUGGGAAACUUGAUCUUUAUAGUAUUCGGAUCUUCUGAUGUUCAGCCCUGGAACAAUCCUCUUCAUGUAAAAACAUAAUGAGAGCAUCCAUAAUUAAAAUGUAGGACGUAAACUAACUACGCCUAUUAUAUUG